This is a messenger RNA of Marchantia polymorpha subsp. ruderalis, 2796 nucleotides long. The record is from the annotation of a GenBank genome assembly. Lineage: Eukaryota; Viridiplantae; Streptophyta; Marchantiopsida; Marchantiales; Marchantiaceae.
CGACGAAGAAGAAGAAGAAGGCUCGGGGGGCGGAGUUUCGCGUCUCCUGGAUUCUUUCUCUCAUCCGAUCUCAUCUCGGCAACCGCUUGUUGCUUUUCGUUUCGUUGCUCGUGCGCGGCGGCGGUGGUGCCCUUUACAUCCUUGCGAAUCCGGUGGCCAUCGUUCGUUCAUUCGGUGUUUUACGUGCGGCCGAACUCCACUUUUUUGAGCCUGGUUCGACGAGUUGUCUGACGAUGCCCAAGCGUUGGGCUCGCGUGCUGAGAUUCGCUCACCCCAUCCGCUCCGUCCUGCUGCUUCUCGCGGCGUCUUGAAUAGGGUUCGAUUCCGCGACCGCAUUGUGCGUCGAAGUUCUCUCCUACACCUUCCCGGAGCUCCGAUCUUCCCGAAUUUCUUCCUGUUGGCAUCUCAAGCUCUUUUGUUUUCCUGAGAGUUAUUCUUGAUCUUCCCGAUCGUGUUCUCCUCUUCUGGCUCCCCUGACUUGGGAUGUGGAAGCCGGGCAGAACGGAAGCAGAUGCUUAAUGGUUUCUUGUUUAUGAACGAAUGAAGAGUCUGGCGAGGAAUUGAGUGACCAACGUGACGAAAAGCGUUGGCAGCCGGGCAGAUUGAAAAGGCUAUCAAAGGCCAUGGGACCUCCGGCAACCUGGACAGGGCGAAUAAUGUGGAUCGAUCGAUUACACGACGUGGAACAGUGCAGGGUCGGAAUGAAAGGAGUCUGGUGAGGAUGCAAAAGAUAUCAAGGGGAUGUGAGGUCUUACAUGGUCAACGCCAUGUCCAUUAUAACCCUUGCACUACCGGAGCAGCCCACCUUCUCGGGGCAUUGUCUACGCAGCAGAUUGACCCACGAUGCACAUUCUAAAAUGUUGCAAGAAUGGAUGGAGAAAUUAUUAUGAUCACCUUGGAACAACAAAGUAUGUGUCGCCCUUCGGUGAGUGCAAGUUGCUCAAAGAGGCAGGACCCUGUAAAAGGUUGGCAGGGACGGACCCUGGCAAGGACCUCCCUCCCCUUUGCCUUCAAAAGUACCGUAUGUUAGCCAAGAAAGGGGAAGGCACCUUCUCGGAGGUGCUAAAAGCCCAAUGUAUCAGGACCAGCAAGUAUGUAGCCAUCAAAUGUAUGAAGAACAACUUCGAGAGCAUCGAGCAGGUAACCAGCCUCAGGGAGAUUCAAGCUCUGCAGAGGCUCUCUCCUCAUGCAAAUGUCAUCAAACUUCUCGAAGUCCUCUACGACCAACCCACAGGGAGGUUAGCACUAGUUUUCGAGUUGAUGGACAUGAACAUCUACGAGCUCAUCCGCGGACGACGCAACUAUGUUGCCGAGGAUCGUAUCAAGGGGUUUAUGUAUCAGCUGAUGAAAGCAAUGGAUCACAUGCAUCGAAAUGGGAUUUUUCAUCGGGACAUAAAGCCAGAGAAUAUCUUGAUUAUGGAGGACACCCUGAAGCUUGCAGACUUUGGAAGCUGUCGAGGAGUGUACUCAAAGCAACCCUACACAGAGUACAUUUCUACCAGAUGGUAUCGAGCACCCGAGUGUCUGCUCACAGAUGGUUACUACAAUUACAAGAUGGAUAUGUGGGGUGUAGGCUGCGUUUUUUUUGAAAUAAUUAGUCUUUUUCCUCUCUUUCCAGGAAAUAACGAACUGGAUCAGAUACAGAAGAUUCACAAGAUUUUGGGGACACCACCAGCCCAGCUACUUGAGAAAAUGAAGAGAAGGUCACAACAUGCGGACUUUAAAUUUCCCCAGCAGGAUGGCACAGGGAUCGGCAGACUGAUACCACAUGCAUCACCUGCUUGCGUGGAACUCCUCAACAGAUUGCUUGCUUACAACCCUGAUGACCGGCUCUCAGCCAGGCAGGCGUUGAGGCAUAUUUACUUCAAAGAACUUCGGGAGAAGGAUAAGCUGCAGCAAGCCUUCCUGAAUGCCAAUCGUAGUAACAGUCUUAAACCUUCGCCUCGGUCAUCCCCAAGGUUGACGACCCAGGAUUUGGGCCAAAACAAGCAGCGUGGGAAUGAUUUGCUGAGGCCGUCCGUUACUGAGAAAAAUAGUUGCUUUACCAACAUUAGUGCGAAUAGUACUCCUCAGUCUAUAACCAGCUUAUCACAACUGCCUGUAAUCAAUGGCAACGGCAAAGUGAAAGAGGAUGAUAAAGACACUAUGGUACAUGACGGGGCCUACACCCCAGCAUCGCACGUCGGAGAUGUGCAAAGCCCUGCGACAUUGACAUCUGUGGGGUCUGCAGUGUCCGUUUUUAUGGCACCGGAUGCGGGGACUACUGAGAGGAACUCCGAUGAAAUGGGAGUGGAUUUUGCUCCUGCUCUACCCCCUAUCAGAAAUAGUUACAAUCAAUCAGUGCUCUCCCCAAAGAUACCUGCCUCCCAUGCUCCUUCUGUGCAACGUCCCCUCCCGCCCCGCUUACACACACCAAAGGCUCAGAGCUUGAAAGGAGUUAAAGUAAUGAAAGGAACAAAAAGCCAUCGUACUUUACCUGAAUUGUCGCCUAAAAGCACCAUGAGCGCCUACAAGCCUGGAGAGCCUCCGCCCUACAAAAAGAGGGCCAAUAACAGCAAGGGAAAGGAGGCCAUUUAUCAACAGCAGAGACGGGAGGACAGAGAAUCGAAGCUGAUAAAAGGCAAGAACAUGGAUGCGCAGGCAUUUGCAGCGCCGGGAAUUAGUUUUCCUCAUUGUACAACAUCCUCGGGGUACUUCGGUAGUGGUGGAAGGCCUGUCCCACCAGACCAUAAAUAUCAGAAGACUUUAAUCUACUAAUUUCCUGUUCAGGGCUUAGGCGUUCACUUAUCUACCCAG